Molecule: messenger RNA, 2195 nt
Organism: Brassicogethes aeneus
Lineage: Eukaryota; Metazoa; Arthropoda; Insecta; Coleoptera; Nitidulidae
Source: the annotation of a GenBank genome assembly
UACAGCAGCAGAAAACGCAGAGCUCUUACAAGAACACGUCCAGUGGCCGGUCACGUUUGUCACGAACUUUGCGCGCGAGUUUUAACCUCACUUAUUGUAUAUUUUGACAGCUGUCAAUGUAUAAUUCCAUGUGAUUCACCUGUAUUCACUUGGCCUACGUUGAUUGUGGGUGAUUUAUUGGAGAUAUGUGAAAUGGAUACAAACAAAAAAAUGUGUCGUUUUACAAUUUUUCUCAUCAUUUGUCUGAGUGUAAAUUCGCAUGGAGUAGUUGGAAGCAUAGACGAUUUGGAUGAACAAUGUUCGGUGUGUCUGAAGACAACCUGUAAAACAUUAAAUGGUAUAUACACGCGGCCAGACUUACCGGAGGGUUAUUCCCUAGUAACCCAGAUUCCUGAGGGAGCCUGCAAAAUUCACGUGCAACAACUUAAACAUACCAGAAACUUCUUGGCAUUAAGAAGCCAUAAUGACUCAUAUACCUUCAAUGGCGACUGGAAACCCAGUCACUCAAGACAUUUUGAAGCAGCUGGAACGAGAUUUAGCUAUACAAAACAAGAUAGCAACUCCUUGGAAACCCUAUCAGCUUCUGGUCCUUUGGUUAAUUCCGUCGACAUCCUUGUGGUUAACUUCCAGGCAAAUCCAGGAAUUAAGUAUAGCUAUUCCAUACCAGAUAGUGAGUUACCGAAAAUUGCACCACCAUUGAUGAAGAGGCCCUACGAUGGAGGUGUGGAGUCCAGAAGACUGGACUCCAGUUUUAAUUCGCUGAAUCAGAAGGAUGAAGCUGCUACGCCGAUGUUACACAGGAGGAAUAGAUUAAGGAAGAAGUUCAAAUGGAGUAUAUCAUAUUCGCCUUGUCCGAAAACGUGUGGGGGAGGUUUAAGAAAUCCAAUUUUGACUUGCGUGAGAAACAAUUAUCCAGUGGUGGAAAGAAGAUGUUCUCACUUAGAGAAACCUGUUGUUCAUCCUAUACAAUGCAACAAUGAACCUUGUCCUUCUGUAGCACAUUGGGCAGGUUAUUGGAGUCAAUGCAGUGUAACAUGUGGAGAAGGUACUGAAGAUUAUAUUUCCGAAUGCCGACAAGACGUUGGCUCAGGACGAAGUGUAGUAGUCAGUGAAACACUAUGUCCCAAAAGACCUAUAAAAGAAACAAGAACUUGCGUGCGAGCCUCAUGUGAAAACGAUGCGGACAAUAAAGUAUUAAGUGACGAUGAACCAAAAUACAGAAGUACUAGAAGAGAGCAGUGGAGUAUAGGAAUCUGGUCUGCAUGCUCUGUUAGUUGUGGAACUGGCCAUAGAACUCGUUCCAUAACAUGCCUUAGCGGUUUAUGUCGCCCAGCUGAUAGACCCUUGCAUGCUGAAUACUGCGAUAUGGGUUUAUGUCCAGAUAAUAUACCAUCAAGAUCAUUAAUACGUCAUGAAACAACAAGUAAAAAUGGUCAUCAUAAAUGGUUGAUAUCGGAUUGGUCGCAAUGUUCUGAGGACUGCGGUACUGGGAGCCAAAAUAGGAUGGCAAUUUGUCCAGAUAAUGAUUGUGAGGAUAGUAGUAAGCCUGAGUUGACAAGGAGUUGUUCUAAUGAGAAGCAAUGCGGUGGGCAAUGGUUUACAGGUCCCUGGGGUUCCUGUAGUAAUUCUUGCAUUGGGCCAGCAAAGCAAAAACGUGAUGUUUACUGUGUUGUCAAAUUAAGAGGGCAACCUCAUAUCACCAAUGAUAUGACCUGUUCAUUGCAUUUAAAACCUUAUUCGGAACAAGCUUGUUCUGGAAGUUGCCCUACACAAUGGUUUACUGGGGAUUGGGGUACAUGUGAGGGACCAUGUCCAACAGGUACUCAACGAAGAAAAGUGUCUUGUUUGGAGCCUAAUGGUUACUUAGCCAACAAUUGCCCAAACGAAGACAUACCGAUAUCAAAACGACCAUGCGCAUGUCAGGUCCAAAGGGACGAAAACCGUGACAGAUAUAGACCUGCGCAAGACGCACCAUCUGAUCAAAAUUGUGUGGAUAAAAUCAAUAAAUGUCACUUGGCGGUAAGGGCAAGGUUGUGUAAGUACCCUUACUAUACAAGCCAAUGCUGCGUGUCCUGCAAAAUUGCGCAGCAGGACCUGCUGGUUUAAAUCUGUGAUUGGAAGUUUUUAAGUAGUCAAAAUAAAUUAAUAAACUAUUACUAAGAUAUGGUGACUGUUUUGGGGCAAAUUCACGGUGG